AGCUAUGUUAGAAAUAAGUUAGAUCUUUAAACAAGAGCAAGGCUGAGUAGAAAAUUGCAAUCCCUGGGUUUGGAAAUGGCAGCGGCAGGUUGUCAGAAGCUUCUGGAAUUGAGCACGAAGAUCGUCGCUGUUGGCAGAAACUACGCUGCUCAUGCCAAAGAACUAGGCAACGCCGUUCCCAAGGAGCCGGUGUUGUUUCUGAAACCGACGUCGUCUUACUUGAGUAACGGCGGAACCAUUCAAAUCCCACACAACGAGGGCUCUCUGCAUCACGAGGUUGAGCUCGCUGUGGUCAUCUCCAAGAAAGCCCGUGACGUCUCCGAAUCCUCUGCCAUGGAUUACGUCGCCGGUUAUGCACUGGCUCUGGAUAUGACUGCUAGGGACCUUCAAGCUGCUGCUAAGUCUGCAGGUCUUCCAUGGAGUUUGGCAAAAGGCCAGGACACUUUCACCCCUAUUAGCUCUAUUUUGCCAAAGACUACAGUGCCGAAUCCCGAUGAUCUAGAAUUAUGGUUAAAGGUUGACGAGGAAAUUCGGCAAAAGGGCUCAACCAAGGACAUGAUAUUUAAGAUCCCAUUUCUGAUUAGCUACGUAAGCUCUGUCAUGACAUUGUUUGAAGGAGAUGUCAUACUAACUGGUACUCCCCCGGGUGUUGGCCCUGUGAAAGAGGGUCAAACAAUUACUGCUGGUAUUACAGGCCUUGUGGACGUACAGUUUAAUGUUGAAAAAAGAGCAAGGCCUGUUCUUUCUUGAUAACUCCUCGAGGGUACUUCAGUUAUACAUCAAAUAUCUUGCCAAAAGGAAACUUGUGGACACAAUAAAAAUUCAGUUAUAUGGACUUCAGAGUCUAUACGAUAUUUAACAGUUUUUUUUUAAUGGUCAUUGAAUCAGUACCAUACAUCUUGGUGGAGUGCUAUUUUAGACUUUCGUCAUGAAAAUGUUUACGAUGAUGGGAACUGAGCGUGCUAUUUAUGGUGGAUGUGCUUUUUUAUACUGUAGAAAGUGAUGAUUAUGAUGGAGCACAUAUGGAUUCCUUUUAAAAAUUGUCAAGAGGCCACUUGAAUGUGAUGGGAUCAUGUCAUGUCUAAAACUAUAGUACUUAAGUUGCAAUUUGCAUGACAAAAUAUCCAAUUACAAUGGUGGGAAAA
Messenger RNA from Glycine soja, 1145 nucleotides. RefSeq names its product probable acylpyruvase FAHD1, mitochondrial. Gene Ontology annotation, cellular component: mitochondrion. The record is from RefSeq and is a predicted model, not a curated record. NCBI's taxonomy places the organism in Eukaryota, Viridiplantae, Streptophyta, Magnoliopsida, Fabales, Fabaceae. Gene Ontology annotation, molecular function: acetylpyruvate hydrolase activity. Bases 76 to 750 code for a protein of 224 amino acids. The transcript has 6 exons.